This is a messenger RNA of Trichosurus vulpecula (common brushtail), 883 nucleotides long. It is a transcript of the gene LRRC18, whose product is annotated as leucine rich repeat containing 18. The record is from RefSeq and is a predicted model, not a curated record. The transcript has 2 exons. Gene Ontology annotation, molecular function: protein binding. Lineage: Eukaryota; Metazoa; Chordata; Mammalia; Diprotodontia; Phalangeridae. The coding region runs from base 86 to 883 and encodes 265 amino acids.
UCUGCUAAUAUCUUCCAUCAAUUUCAUCUCUUUUCCACCUGCAAAUUAUAUCACCUACUAUAUCCUUCCCCUUUAAGGAACCAAAAUGGCCAAGGGACGGAAAGGCCCUAAGGGGAAAAAGAUCACCUUAAAGAUCGCCAAAAACUGUAUCAAGGUCACAUUUGAUGGGAGACGGCGUCUUGACCUAAGCAAAAUGGGAAUCACCACUUUCCCCAAGUGUAUCCUAAAACUCAAUGAGGUUGAAGAACUAGAUCUGAGCCGGAAUAUGAUCAAGAAAAUACCAGAUAGCAUUGCCAAGUUCCAGAAUCUGCGUUGGUUAGACCUGCACAGCAAUCUCAUCGAGAAACUUCCUGAGUCAAUAGGUCAACUGAGCUCUCUCCACUUCCUCAAUCUUUGCAACAACAAGUUAACCACCAACACCCUUCCUUUGGAACUCAGAGACCUGAAGAACCUACGCACGCUGAACUUGGGUUUGAACCAUAUUGAUAACAUCCCCACCACCCUUGGGGCAUUGAAAGAGCUGCAUGAGGUGGGAGUAUUCGACAAUCUCCUGACCACUAUACCCACUAGUAUUGCCAAACUUCCCAAACUAAAGAAACUGAAUGCAAAGCGCAAUCCUUUCCCCAAAGAAGAUGAAGAUACGGCGUUUAUUGAUUCCAUAAAGCGGUUAGAAACCUUGUACUUGGUAGAAGAGAAAGACCUCUGUACACCCUGUCUGAAGAAAUGUCAAGAAGCCCGGGACAAGCUGAAUAAAAUAAAGAGCAUGGCACCAGCCCAAGCAAGGAAGCCAAACUUUGCAAAUCUAGUUAACCCCAACUCAACAGCCAAGGAGUCUCAAGAGGAGUGGAGGUUAUUGCAUAGAUUGCUGGAAUCACCAUCCUAG